Messenger RNA from Clunio marinus, 1650 nucleotides. The record is from the annotation of a GenBank genome assembly. NCBI's taxonomy places the organism in Eukaryota, Metazoa, Arthropoda, Insecta, Diptera, Chironomidae.
AUGAUAAAAGAGAGUGACAAUUUUAUAACCAUAAGUACAGGUCAAGGAAGAAUCAAAGGAAUCCAUAAAAUAUCCAAUUUAGGACGUUUAUACUUGAGCUUUCAAGGGAUCCCCUAUAUGAAAGCUCCGAUAGGAAAGCUUCGGUACCGCGACCCUGAACCUGCUGGGAAAUGGACAAAUGUUUUUGAUGCCACUAAUGAGCCACCAUCUUAUUGUUUCUAUCACACUGAGACAUCUUUCAAAGGUGGACAGGAAGAUGCUGGCGUUUUAAAUAUUUACAUUCCUAAAACUUCAAGUUCCACUCUUCUGCCCGUUAUGGUUUACAUUUAUGGUGGAGGUUUCCAAAUGGGAUCAAGUAGAACUGAUUUUUAUGGCCCUGAUUAUUUUAUGCAAAAAGAUGUUGUGCUUGUAACAUUUAACUACAGACAAGGGCCGAUUGGAUUUCUCAGCUUAAAAGACACUGCUUUAGGAGUUCCAGGAAAUGCUGGUUUAAAAGAUCAACUUUUGGCAUUAAAAUGGAUUAAAGAAGAAAUUGAAGCUUUCGGUGGAGAUCCAAACAAUGUCACUUUAUUUGGGGAUAGUGCAGGUGGAGCGAUGACACAUUUUCAUAUGAUUUCUUAUCAGUCAGAAAAUCUUUUUCAAAAAGCAAUUAUAAUGUCAGGUUGUGCAUUUAACAAAACAUGGUCACUUGUUUCACAAAAAGAUUUUCCACAAAGACUUGGGAAAAAGUUGGGGUGGGAUGGAAAUGGGGGAGAGAAAAAGCUUUUGGAACUUCUAGAGCAUGCAGAUAUUUACGAAAUCAUGAAGAAUAGUGCAGCAACACAAAUUUUAACUAAUGAAGAAUUCUCAGAAUUUUUAUAUUUUGCGUUUACACCGGUCAUUGAACCGUACAUAACAAAAACAACGUUCAUUGAUAAAGAUCCUAUUUUAAUGGCUCGAGAAGCUUGGUCCAAGAAUAUUGAUUGCAUUAUUGGUGGAACAUCUUUUGAAGGUGCAUUUUCAACAAUAUUCGAAAGAAAAUCAAAAUUUAUAGAGGUUUUUGAGGAUGCCAGUUAUUUCACUCCUUUGAUUGAAUUAGGACUUAAAAUUAUGGACGAAGACACGUUACGAUAUGGGACUCGAAUAAAGAAAAUCUAUUUCGAAUAUGCCCAUUUAACAAACACAAAUUAUGAACUUUUUUGUCAAUACAGCACAGACCGUCUUUUUUGGCAUGGAUUGCAAAAUUGCGUAAAAUCUCGUGUUGCUUCUGAUGGAAAAGGAAAAACAUUUUUGUAUCGUUUUGAUGUUGAUACAAAAUUAAAUGUUUUAAAACAAUACAACAAAUGUGACAACCUAACUGGUGCUAUUCACGGUGAUACAAUAUUCUACUUAUUUUCUUCCAUUUAUUUGGAUCCACCUGAAAUUUCUUCAAAAGAGUACGAAAUGAUAACUAAGAUGAUAUCGCUUUGGACAAACUUUGCAACAACUGGCAACCCAAAUAACCCGAAUAAUCCAAAAGAACAAGAUUGGGUACACAUUUCAAAUGUAAAAUAUCCUUUGAAUUGUUUAAAUAUUUCAGGAAAACAAAUAGAAAUGAUAUCACUACCUGAAAGUGAUCGGUUAAUGAUUUGGGAUACAAUUUAUAAAGAUGCGAAGGUUCAAAUGUUUUAA